CCAACUUCCCACUCGAUCACCAAACAAACAAGAAUCCCUUCCUUCGUUUGACGAGCAGCAGCAAUGAAUCGUUCGUACCAGACUGCUUGAUCAAAGCAUCCAUCAGAGAUCCAUGGCGAUGGAGAGGUUCUUCACGACGCUCGUCUUCUGUGAGGCGCCGCUAGACGGCUAUGGCACAUCGGUGCUCACCGCCGGCACGGUCAAAAGGCUGGUCUCUCGUGGCGGCGAUGCGACCGAGCCGGCGGUGGCUAACAAGCCAGACGCUGAGAAGGAGCAGGGUUUCUUCUCUGGCAAGCCCACUUCCGAAAGGCGCGCUGCUUUCGAGCUUGCCUUCGACGGCGUCAAUUGCUUCGACACCAUGGUUAUGCACUAAGCAUGUUAGUUAUCUUGAUUGAAUUUGAGCUGUAUGUAAAAACUCGGAUCAGUUAGAAAUUACUAGAAUGCUUGACGCGGACGUGGACUUGUGAUGUUUUUUUUUGUUCAUUCGAUUGUAUUGUACUGUUCGACUGGUCCAUAAGCAUCAGUACAAAUGAC
Triticum dicoccoides is the source of this 534-nucleotide messenger RNA. RefSeq lists its product as uncharacterized. The transcript has a single exon. Bases 113 to 373 code for a protein of 86 amino acids. Lineage: Eukaryota; Viridiplantae; Streptophyta; Magnoliopsida; Poales; Poaceae. The record is from RefSeq and is a predicted model, not a curated record.